AUGAAGGCGGGCCAGAACCACAUCUACUACAUCGCGGGCGCCUCGCAGGCCGAGGUGCGCAAGUCGCCCUUCGCCGAGCGCCUGGUCAAGCGCGGCUACGAGGUGCUCUACCUCACCGAGGCCGUGUACGAGUACUGCCUCUCCUCGCUGCCCGAGUACGACGGCAAGAAGUUCCAGAACAUCGCCAAGGAGAUCUUCGACCUCGAAGAGAACGAGCAAGAGCAGGAAACGCAUGGAGGCUUUCCAAAAAGACGGGGGCCCUUUCCCCCCGCUGACGACGUGGUCAGCAAAAAGCGGGGGGACUUUCAUCACGCGCUGCCCCCCCCCGUGUCCCCCCGGCCCCUUUUCGCGCCGCCCGGGCCGGGCCCCCGCCGGGCCCCGGGCCCUUUUGGUGGACCGGCAACAUGGGGCGCCUCGCCUCUCCAACCCCGGGACCAGAAGGUGAGUGUACCGUACCCGGGGCCUCCCACCGCCUUCGGGUGGGCCGCAAAAAUGGAGGCCUCGCACUCUUCCAACGCGCACCAAAAGGUGAUUUUACCGUACCCCGGGGCUCUCCCCCCGCCUUCGGCUGGACCGGGAACAUGGACGCCUCGCCCCUCUCCAAAAGCGCACCAGAAGGGGAGUGUCCGUAAAACCCGGGGUCUCCCACCGCCUUGGUGGAAAGGGAACAUGGAGCGCCCGCCAAAUUUUCCAAAGCGCACCAGAAGGGGAGGUACCGUACCCGGGGCUCUCCCCCGCCUUUGGCUGGACCGGCAAAUGGAGCGCCCCCCGCACUUUUCCAAAGCGCACCAGAAAAGGGGAGGUACCGUACCCGGGACUCUCCCACCGCCUUCGGCUGGACCGGGAACGGACGCCUCGCACUCUCCAAAAGCGCACCAGAAGGUGAGUGUACCGUAA
This is a messenger RNA of Arctia plantaginis, 897 nucleotides long. Lineage: Eukaryota; Metazoa; Arthropoda; Insecta; Lepidoptera; Erebidae. The record is from the annotation of a GenBank genome assembly.